GCUGCACUCCGCGUGCGUAAUUUUUGUAUCAACCAGUGACUCCCAAGCGGGUUACGGCUGACCUACCUCUGCUUUGCGCUCGUGUAAUCUCUUGGGGUCAAUAAAAGUUAUCAACAAUGGCUGCAACAGUUGCCAGACACCAACACGUGCAUCUAUCCCAUGACUACUACAGUGUACAAUCUAAGGCUGUAGCAAAGCAGUACACAAGCUCUGAAACGGUGGAAGACGAUUAUCGACACAAACAAACAUCAAGAAUCCAGGGAGUGGUGCGGAAGAAGAUGGUUGAGAAGUAUGUUCGUGAGGCACCUAUGAUCAGGGGCCCCAAGUUCCUGAACACACUCCGAUCCCAUACUGUUUGGGAGCACACUCCUGUGAAACUGUUUUGCACAGUCGAGGGUUACCCUACCCCGAUUUUGAAAUGGUAUAAAGAUGGUGUCAUCAUUGAUUUGUCAUCAAUGAAAUAUAUUGUGCAGGACAAUGUUGGAAUUCAUUCUCUGGAGAUUCCCAAGUGUGAGACUGAUGACACUGCGCAGUACACAGCUGUUGCUGCUAACAUUCAUGGACAGGUCUCUUCUCAGGCCUCUGUCAUUGUCAAGAAAUUCAGAGAAGAAGGGCAUUCAUCUUCCUAUGCAUGGUUUCCUUACACAUUUCCCAUGUUGCCAGAGAUUAAAUACACCAAAAUCAACAUCACUUUCCUGGAGACUUUUGGCUCUGCUUUUGGAACUGAGGGAGACACAAUCACCUUGUCUGCCACAAUGGCCAUUAGCCCCAACAUAGCCAAUCUGCAGCCUGAAGCUCAGUGGUUUAGAGACGAUACUCGGCUGUCAGAUUCAAAGUGGGUGAAGAUCGAGUCUGGUAGAGGCAGCACCAAGCUGACCCUGCCUCACCUGAACAAGGAUGACGAGGGUUUCUACACCCUCCGUAUGGUAACAAAAGGAGGAGAUGCUGUUCACAGUGCAUUUGUCUCCUGUGCCGAUGGCCCACCCCCAAUGCCAGGGGCACCAGGUGCCCCUAUGGAUAUCAAGAUCCAUGAUGCCAACAGGGAUUAUGUCAUUGUGUCCUGGAAGCCUCCCAACACCACCACUGAAGGCCCCAUUAUCGGAUACUUUGUAGAUAGGUGUGAAACUGGAACGGAAAAUUGGGUGCAGUGCAAUGACUCCCCCAUCAAGAUCUGUAAAUACCCUGUGUCUGGUCUGUUUGAGGGCCACUCAUAUUACUUCCGUGUGCGGGCGAUAAAUUCACAUGGCGUCAGCAAACCCUCAAGAAUUUCGGAUCCCAUUGCCGCCUUAGACCCAACCGAAUUUGAAAGGCUUCACGCCAUCAAGUUGGGUGGUAAACUUGAUGUUGUGACUUACCAAGAGGAAGUUGAAGAUAAGAAGGAAGUGCCAGGAACCCCGUCCAAGUUGCAUGCCUCAGAGACCGACCGAACAUAUGUUGUCCUCAGCUGGAAAUCUGCCCCCUAUCACGGACGGGCCCCAGUUUGGUACUAUAUUGAGAAGUGCUUGGCUGGGACCGCGGCGUGGCAGAGGGUGAGCACUCAGGUGCCCGUGAGAUCUCCUCGCUAUGCCGUGUUUGACUUGGCUGAGGGGAAAGAGUACUUGUUCCGCGUGUUGGCGGCAAACAUGUAUGGCACCAGCGAAGCCUCAGAGCCCACUGAACCUAUUCAGACCCACGAGCUACGCGGUGUGCCCUCCGCUCCUGGCCAGGUGGUUGCCACAAGAGAGACUGACACCUCUGUUGUCAUACAAUGGGCAGAACCCAAGGAACCUAAUGACCUCAUUGGCUACUACAUUGAUGUGUGUGUAAAAGGCUCCAAGGACUGGGGUUCAGCUAACCACAAGCCUCACAAGAGCAACAAGUUUGUGGUUCAAGGCUUGACCACUGGUGAGACAUAUUCUUUCCGUGUGCAAGCCAUCAAUGAGCUUGGUCUCAGCGAUGAAUCACAGGAGUCCGCCCCUAUCACUGUGAAAGCUGCCCUCAAAACCCCCUCUGCUCCUUAUGACAUUGCUCUGCUGGCCUGUGACGGGAAGUCCAUGGUUCUGAACUGGAAGCGUCCUGUCCACUCCGGCGGUUCUCCGGUGACCGACUACUACAUCAACAAACGCAGGCAUGGAGAGCACACAUGGCGAGAGGUUAACAUCCCCCCUAUCAAAGAGAGGCUGUUCAAGGUUGAACAUUUGACCGCAGGUGCGGUCUAUGAAUUCAUGGUUUAUGGCGGAAGUCUUGCUGGUCUUGGUGCCCCCUCUGGCCUCAGCAAGCCCUUCCACUGUAACACCUGGACCAUGCCCGAGCCAGGUCCUCCCUACGAUCUAACCUUCUGCGAGAUCCGGGACGACUCUGUAGUGGCGGAGUGGAAGGCUCCUGUCUACACAGGUGCCAGCCCAAUCACAGGAUACUUUGUGGACUUUGCCAAGAAAGGCUCAGAUGAAUGGCACUGUUCCAAUGAGACCCGCGCUGUCAGUUAUUGCUACCACAAGGUGACUGGGCUGGAAGUGGGAGAAUCCUAUGUGUUCCGGGUGCGCGCGGUGAACACAGACGGUGCCGGCAAGCCUUCCUUCACUUCUGACCCUGUGGUUGCAAAGGCGGUGGAAGGUGCCCAGGAGAUGACCUGCACAGUGGACGAGGAAUCAGGUGACAUCGUGCUGUCAUUUGAAAGCUGUCAAAUUACUGAGAGCUCCCGCUUUGUGUGGAAGAAAUUCUACAAGGAAAUCACUGAUUUCUCCAAAGGCAUUGUCAUCAAAACAGAGGGCAGCACCUCCAAGCUUAUUUUCAAGCAUCCAGACAAGGAGGAUGUGGGCUGUUUCUCAGUUGCUGUAACUAACACUGAUGGUGUUUCUGCCAGCCAUGAAAUCCACGCCGAAGUGCUGGAGAAAAUGCUGGCAAAGAGCUAUGGCAUCCGACACCCAGUCAUCCCUCUGAAGACCCAGCUGGCCUACAAGAUUCUAGAGCGCGGUCGCAUGCGUUUCUGGCUUCAGGCUGAGCACAUCUCCUCUGCUGUCACCUACAAGUUCUUUGCCAACAACAUGGAGCUCUCACCGAAUAAUCCAAAUCAUGCAGGUCACGACGUGGAGACUGGAAUCAUUGAGUUUGUUCUGGAUCAUUUCACAGAAGAUAGCGAGGGAACCUUUACAGUUCAGAUCGAGGAUGGCAAAGCCAGAGGCCAAUCCUCUCUGGUGCUUAUUGGAAAUGAUUUCAAGGUGGCUCUAGCAGAUGCAGAAUACCAAAGGAGCGAGUACAUCAGAGUGAAAGAAGGCCCUCACUUCAGUCAGUUCCUGUCAGUCCACGUCGGGGACGACUGCUCCGUUACACUCAUUUGCAAGGUGGAUAAUCUGAAGAAGGAAACUGUGCUGCACUGGUACAAGGAUGACGUUGAGAUUACCCCUGAAGGGCCAGUCGAUCUGACGUCUGGCGUCUGCAAGCUUCCCAUUUCCCUGUUCUCUAAGGCUUCCAUCGGGAUUUACAAAGCUACUAUCAGUGAUGACAGAGGAAAGGAUCAAUCCAAAAUUGAAAUAUCCGGCAAAGUCUUUGAUGAAAUUAUCGAGAAGCUUACUAAACUUGCUGGAUCCUCUGCGGCUGAGCUGGGAAUUCACUGCACUGCAACAGGCAUUCAGCUACACUGCCACAUGAAAUACUAUACAGAAGAGAUGAAAAUUCAUUGGCUACACACAGACAGUAAACUCUCUCAUUCUGAGAAGGUGCACAUUGGAGGUACCCCUUGCAUGGCCACUAUGGAGAUAAUUGAACCCACAGAAAAGGAUAAGGGUUUGUACCAAAUGCAGAUAAUAGACACUGAGAAGACCUACACGCGCACCAUUGACCUUUCUGGAGAUGCCUACGAUAAAGCCUUUGCAGAAUUUACAAAACUCAAAGAGGAAGCAUAUGCAGAAGCCAACCGUGGCACUGUGCUGGGUGGGCUGCCUGACGUUGUUACAAUCAUGGAGAAGAAGACCCUGAGUUUGACCUGCACAGUGUGUGGUGACCCCAAACCUCAAGUCACCUGGUUCAAAAACGGUGCCGAGGUGUAUCCUGAUGACCAGUACCUGGUGUCCCUCGAGUCUGGGAAGUUCGCCAGUCUCACCAUCAAAGGCGUGUCCCUGGACGACUCCGGCAGGUACACUAUGACCGUGCAGAACAAGUUCGGAGGGGAGUCGGUGGACAUCGUCGUGAGCAUCUACAAGCACGGCGACACGAUUCCUCCGGCCAAACCCACCCUGACGCCCAAGACCAUCAUCCCGCCUAAACGCCCCAUUGAGAUGCCAGUCAGCAAGGUGGCCGCCGCAGCCCCAGCCCCUGGCUCCUCCCCAGCCGGUGCCAAGUCUCCCGUCCCGCCGAAAGGAGUCAAGUCCCCCACUCCGGCUCGUAGCGUGAAGUCCCCCACCCCGGCAAAGAGAAAGUAGACAGCGCGCGCGUUUCAAUUCCAAAAGAGACACCGGGAAUGAAGAAGUGAUUCAACCGUUCGCAUGAGUCGUAGAAAUAGAAAGUUGUUUAGGAGUAGAUAUCUGUCAUUUUUCACUGUGGAUGCAGUCAAGCUCUCUUGCUUUUCUCCCUCAUUACGGUAGAGCCAGGGUCUCGGAAGGAUAGAAAUGGGGGACGGGAGCGGAAAGCCGAGGCAUAAUUUGUGUGUUGGAAGUCGUGCCACGCAGGAACUGUUUGUCAUCGAGGUUUACUGAGCUGAAUGGGCCUUCUAACAAACUUGGCUUUUUAUCCCUUUGGGCACCUCAGUGAAAAAUGACCAGCUUUGAUAUUUAGUUAAUUAAGUCUCUGUUUUAAAAGCUGCUCUUUCAAUUAGCUGGUGGAAUCUUGAGGUAUUGGCGCUCCCUAUGGAUGGAUAGCCCCAAAGAGCUGGACCUCCACUUAGCCCGCUGUGGCAGGGAUUCUAGUCACUGCCCCAAAUAAAUCAGGUUACCCUCCCUCACCGCCGCGUGUCUCCCACUGCUUUUGUGUUAAUAAAAAGGAGCAGAAAUCA
This is a messenger RNA of Esox lucius (northern pike), 4966 nucleotides long. It is a transcript of the gene myom2b, whose product is annotated as myomesin 2b. The record is from RefSeq and is a predicted model, not a curated record. Gene Ontology annotation, molecular function: protein binding. NCBI's taxonomy places the organism in Eukaryota, Metazoa, Chordata, Actinopteri, Esociformes, Esocidae. The transcript is spliced from 36 exons. Bases 117 to 4397 code for a protein of 1426 amino acids.